AUGGACGCCACCAAGUACAAGGACGCCACCGUCCGGCGCGGGCACACGUACCACUACUACUACUCCCCCGCCGCCGCGGGCAAGCCGACCCUGCUCUUCGUCCACGGCUUCCCGUCGACCUCCUACGACUGGGCGCGGCAGGUCGCCCACUUCGCCCCCCUCGGCUACGGCGUCCUCGUCCCCGACUGUCUCGGCUACGGCGGGACGUCCAAGCCGGCGGACUGGGCCGAGUUCCGCCACAAGCUCAUCGCGGACGACCUCGUCGACCUCGUCGACGCCGAGGGCCUCGCCGACGUCGUCGCGAUCGGCCACGACUGGGGAUCCGCGCUCGUGUCGGCGCUGGUGCACCACCACCAGGACCGCUUCCGGGCGUUCGCGUGGCUCGCGGUCGGCUACCUCCCGCCGAGCCCGCAGGCGUUCGACCUCGACGCGCUGUGCGCGACGCUCAAGGCGGCGACGGGCAGCGAGAUCUUUGGGUACUGGAGGCUCAUGAACGCGCCGCACGGGCCGGCGCUCAUCGAGGAGAAGAUGGACAGCUUCUUGCAGCUGAUAUACCCGGUGGACCCCGAGUCGUGGAUCGAGCACAUCUGCCCCUCCGGCGCGGUCGACAAGUGGCUCGUCGACGACCGCCAGCCAGGGCGCCCGGGGUGGCUGUCUGAGGAGGACUACAACCACUGCCGCCAAGCUCUCCUGGAAGGCGGCAUGGCGUCUCCCGUCAACUACUACAAAGCCGCGACCAACAGCGGGAACCUGGCCGACCAAAAGGAGAUCCCCGAAGAGAGGUGGCACAUCACGAAGCCCGUCCUCUUCUUCGCGACGAACCGCGACUACGUCUGUCGCCCCGCGUCGUUCAAGCAGGGUUUCGCCACGUACGCGCCCCACGCCGAGACCAUCGAGCUCGACGUCGGGCACUGGGCGCAGCUGGAGGCGACCAAGGAGGUGAACGAGGGGCUCGAGAAGUGGUUGCUCAAGCUGCCGCGCGCAGCCGUCCCGAGGCUCUGA
Messenger RNA from Epithele typhae, 1002 nucleotides. Its product is annotated as alpha/beta-hydrolase. The transcript has 5 exons. The record is from RefSeq and is a predicted model, not a curated record. NCBI's taxonomy places the organism in Eukaryota, Fungi, Basidiomycota, Agaricomycetes, Polyporales, Epitheliaceae. The coding region runs from base 1 to 1002 and encodes 333 amino acids. Gene Ontology annotation, molecular function: hydrolase activity.